Molecule: messenger RNA, 3198 nt
Organism: Pogona vitticeps (central bearded dragon)
Lineage: Eukaryota; Metazoa; Chordata; Lepidosauria; Squamata; Agamidae
Source: RefSeq, a predicted model, not a curated record
CUGGCUUAGUGGUUAGUGGGGGUCGCCAAAGCCUGGCCUGGAAAUCUAGUGACAACUCACAGGUUUUCCAGCCUUACGUCUUGAGAACCCGCAGAAACAGCACAACAGUUAUGAACCGGCACAGCAUGCUAAUAUCAUCAUCUCCAAUACGUAUCCCUAGCAGCAGACUCCAUCAAAUCAGAAGGGAGGAAGGGGUGGAUUUGAUGAACAGAGAAACAGCACAUGAGAGGGAAGUACAAACAGCAAUGCAAAUAAGCCAGUCAUGGGAGGAAAGCUUGAGCCUGAGUGACAACGAUUUGGACAAAUCUGAAAAAUCUUCGUCUCCAAAGAGAAUAGAUUUCAUUCCUGUUUCUCCAGCACCUUCACCUACAAGAGGUGUAGGAAAGCAAUGUUUCUCGCCAUCCCUGCAAAUGUUUGUGAGUAGCAAUGGAUUGCCUCCUAGCCCCAUUCCAAGCCCCACAAGGAGGUUUUCAAAAAAAAAUGGCCAAGGGCAUGUGGAAUUUCCAAGCAGGAGGAGUCAGAGUCCCAUCAACUGUAUCCGGCCCAGUGUUCUUGGCCCUAUUAAAAGGAAAGGUGAAAUGGAAACUGAAAGUCAACCAAAGAGACUCUUUCAAGGAACCACUACUAUGCUUUCUCCUGAUGUGACGCAUUUGACAGACCUCAGUUCAUGUUUGUCUACAGAUAUCCUUGAUGGGAGCACAAGCAGUGUCAGCUCUUCUUCCGAUUCACUGGUCAAAGGCAGCACUACUACAGAAUCUCCAGUCGCCUGCUCAAACUCAUGUUCCUCCUUCAUCUUGAUGGAUGACCUUUCACCCAAGUGACUUGAUCCAGUUCGCCCGUGUCUGUCUGUGCUGUUCUCCUGCUGUACGGUUGUACAGAGAAGCCUGGAGAAUUAAAUCCUUGAGGACCUGGGGAGUUAACCACUGAGUGGAAAGAAUAACAUAACUUUAUUCUGUGGCAACUUCUCCACCUGGUUUUGAUUCUUCUUCUUAAUGGACACAUCAGGCCUCAGUGAUGUCUUGUUUGGUGAUUUAUUUUUAAAACAACAGAUUAUUUUACCUAUAUUUACUGAGAUCAUUAACUUUGCUUUCAGAGAAACUGCAUACACUUUUUUUAAUUUCUCAAGCAAGCACCUAAUUUGUAUUAGUGCUAAAAUUGUAGACGGAAAACCUGUUGCUAUCAUGAUCACUUGUUCUGGAGGUAAGAAUGGUGGUUACAGGAUUGGUUAUGAAGCCUCUGUUUGAGGUGGCUUUUUUAAAGUAAUAAAUUAGUUUGCUCUAGAUACUUGUUAGGAAAAAUGAAAAUACUUUUGCUGGACAAUAGACACAUUCGGGACCUCCCCCUGCCUCAAACACCCUUAAAAGAUAGUUCAGAACAGGGAAUCUCCCUCCUUUAAUUCCUUUUUGCAGCCUCUGCUCUGUCUUUUCCAAAGAAGGAGAAAAGCUUUUGAACUGUCCUUUAUGCUUAGGGGCAACUGCUGUGAUGAUGCUGGGAGCCAAAAAUAUUUGUGGAGGGCUUUUAAAAAUUAUUAUUAUUGAAUGCUACUGUAGCUCCUUAUCGCCAGUGGGAAGGGGGUCUGCCAGCUCUUUGUGAGAUACAGUUCUCUGACCUGCUGCAUUCUCUAAUCCAGACUGCUUCGAGGUUUGUUUGUUUGUGUGUUUAAUCACCACCAGUAGUCACAGAAGUGUCUUUGGGCAAGAGCGCAAGAUGGGUCGUGGGAAUGAAUAGCCACGCUUGUUUGGGCUGCUUUGUAGAAUUUAUCAAGCAAUCAGUGACCCUGGUGGCACUGAGAUGUGUUUGUGCCUUAGGGGAUGUGGUCACAAAAUGGAGGAAUGUAAACCUUAGGGGUCUGGGUGGAGAAGAGGAGGAGGAGUCUGGUCGUCAAGAGUGCUUGUAUGAGGUGCUGUUGCCACUACUGCUUUUUCUUGGUUGCUUCUUGAGUUGCUGGACCCAUUGUGGGAAGGGAUUCUGCAACCAGUCCUGGCAGUUCCGCGAUUGCACCGCCUUGGUGUGUAUCUUCAGAACCCCGAUAAGCUAACGUUAAUUUUCACAAAAGGAUUUACUAGUAACGAGGAAGCAAGCUCGGCUUCAGAUUUGAAAUAAGGAGCUUUCAUCGCCGAUGAGAAGUGAGUCUACUGUGGUACCCAUGUUCAGUCCUGGGGUGCAACAGAGGGUACAGUACAUCUUGUAAACUCUAACUUGGCUAAAAAAGCACACCCAUACAAAAAGAUCCAUUUGUAAUCUACUGUGUUAUGCUAUUUAUUAUUUAUAACUCUAAAAAUGCUGGUGAUGAAUUAUAGUAUUUUUUUAUGAUUGAAGCCCUUUUUUAUGUUCUGUGAGUGCUGGCUGGUUGGUAUUUAAUAGGCAAUGUUUUCUGCCAGAAAUGUAACGCUUCCAAUUCUGAAUGUUUGUAAGUAAUUCACAAGCUCUUGUUUGAGUACAACUUCUGAUCCCCCCCCCUCUCCAUUUUGGAUAUGAUAACAGAUAGCACUGAAUUUGACACGAGGCCUGUGCUAUCCUGUAAAGCACGUUUCUCUGGCAUUGCUUUAUCUGGCUAAGAGGGGGGGAAGGAACUCCUGAGUAUUUCAUUCUAAAAGAGAACACUUAGUUUUCCAUGCUUAGUAUUUUGCUCUUGAAAAUGUUUGUUUGGAAUUGUAAUAAGUACCAUAAUUGGGCCAGGUGUGCCUCUGUUAUCUGUAUUAUUCUUGCCUGUGGAGAGUUAGUUUCCCCACCUCCAAUAAAUGUGCAUAUUGUAAAAUAUUAUCCAGUGGUACCAUUUCUUUUUUUUUGAAAUAUGAAUCUGUGUCUCUGUUAACUGUAUUUGUAUACCUACAGUGCUACUGCUUGCAUACCAGCUGUUGCUUGAACUGAUGAACUUGGUGUUGGGUGUUUGUCCGUUUGAUUUUUUUUUUUAACAUUGCAUCACUUUUCUUUGGCUGUUUAGAGUUUUUUUAACAAUUGCAAAAUUAUCUGGUGUAGCACAAGUUGUUAACCUGUCUCCAUGCACUUAUUAGGCCUGUGACAUGGAAAUCCACCUGGGAAGGAAUAGAAAAGUAAAUCUUCUGCAUGUUUCCUUAGAGUUGGAUUUUAAAAAUCGUUUUGGUUGACUUGUCCCCGUUAUUAAUUUUAAUCUUCUGUCUCUUUUUAGAAGUGUGGAGUCUUGUGUAAAACUUUGGAUUCUGUACACAUUAAAAUGUG